AUGACCUGCAUGUUCCAUGGCAUUAAAGUUGAGUGGUAUUCUUCUAGCACUUCCCUGCUUGGCUGUCUGGCUGAUGCUCAAUAUUUCAAGCAGCUAAUAUUCCCACCACCACCUCAGCAGCCUCAGCAACCUCUGGCUCUGAAAUACCCACCACCACAUCAGCAGCAGCAGCAGCAGCAACAGCAACAGCAGCCGCCUCAAGCUCUGAAAUACCCACUACCACCACCACCUCAGCAGCCUCGGGCUCCACAAUACCAACCACAACCACAAAAGCAGCCUCAGAGACCACAGGUUCCCCAGCAGCCCCAUCAGCAUCAGCAGCCCCAGCAGCAAGUAUUUCAAACUUGUGAAGUGGCUGACUACUACAAGAUACAGUGUGGGGCUCCUAGUUUAUCUGCUACAGCGUGUAAUGCUAUAAACUGCUGCUUUGAUGGACCCAUGUGCUAUUAUGGCAAAGUUGUGACUCUUCAGUGCACCCAGGGCACCCAGUUCAUCGUGGUGGUAGCCAGCAACACCACACUACCCAAUACUUUCCUUUGAAAGGAUCAAAACUACAAUCCUGUUGGCACCACAUCACCUUUUGCCAUCUACCAGUUUCCUGCCACUUUCUGCAGCAUUGUCAUGAUGGUAAACACUGUGACUCAUUUGACUGUUUUCAAUUUGGUUUGUAUUCAUCUUUGUGUAGAUAUGUUGACUUUGGUCAUUGAGGUUGCCCUGGUUCCUCCAUCACCCCCAGUUGCAUCUCCUGGACCCCUGCGUGUGAAGCUCAGGUUGGCCAACGGACAUGUAUUUUGUGUAGUCAGUCUAGAGCAAAAGGUGGCCCACGGCUCCUUUUACAUGGAUGCUGACUACCCCGUCACAAAGGUGCUCAGGGAUCCUGUGUACAUUCACAUCCAAAUACUGGAGAGGACUGAUCCCAACCUUGUGCUGAGUCUUGGAAGAUGCUGGGCAACUUCUGACCCAUACCCUCGGAGUCUUCUACUGUGGAUUCGUGGCUAAGAGUAAGUGGUCUGACUUGGAGAUAGGCAUAUAGAAUUUUUUUUAUACCAUACUCAAUCCCUGUUCCGCACAGUCUCCUCUUGUCAUAGCUGACCCUAUCGUGACGACCAUUACCAGACCAUAUUGGUCCUUGUGGGUGCCUCAUCAGAACAGUUCUUUAUUUUCAAGAUGUUCAUCUUUGUAGCUACUUGGAGCUGUCAAUCCCAGAAAGGGAGGGGCUACAGUUCCAGAGGUUAUGACACUUCUCAAGGAAAAGGUAUUGGAUCCUACUAUCUUGUUUUGUUUUGCUUGUACAUUAUUGUUAAUAUCACCUUAUCUACAUAUUUGCAACCAAGACACUGCAAAACAGAGUGUGUUGCCAACCCUCUCCUGGAAAUAAUUGUGAACAUAGCUGAGCUGCUCCAAAAAGUGGAAGUUGUACAGUAUUCACAUUGAUGAUAUUCACCACAAAUAUGGUGUUUGUCUGAAGUGUUUUUGACUAAGAUGAAUACAGGAAGCUAAAUAUAUCAUGUUUGUGAUGUGUUAUACAAGAACAGCAUGGCUUGUGGAUAUCAGUAAAGUUAAACAUAUCUUCAAGAGUAAAUGAUGUCUGACAUCAACAUGUGUCUUACUUACCUCAGGUUUGACAGCAACUUACAAUUGCCCUGAAUACACAGCAUGUUGUUGUCUGGCUCUGGCUCAGCACCAUACCCAUGCUACGUUCCAGGCAACUGGGAACUUGGAAAUUUCUGACCUCUAACUGGAAUAACUACCCUAGAAUGCCACUUGAAGUUGGAUUUUCUACUUGUGAAUUCGGAGAAAAAAUAUGUAGGGUGAAUUCAGGUAUAUUGGGACAUGAGGUAAUUUGGGACAGCAUAAUUUAGGGACAGCAUAAUUUAAUUUCUUUUCCCCUGAAAGUUUUAAGUCAAACUUAUUGGUGCUAAGACCUUGCUGUGAAUGCACAUAACUAAAGUCACAUGACAUAAUUUAUGUGUCAUCACAUGGGGGUGUGUGGUCUGCAUCAAACAAGAAGUUGAUCCCAAAAAACAAGAGUUAAAAGAAAUGACAUAGGCUUCAGCUUGAUUUUGAUCUUGAUCUCUCUUUAUUGUUAUGAUGAAUUUAAGGUCUGUUACAGAAUAGAAUAGCACCAAGAAACAGAUAAAAAAAAUUAAAUAAACAUGUUUGACAACAUGUUGGAGUCUCUAAUGAUUUUAACAUCUUAAUCAAAAGUCUAUAGCCUGUUGACAUUUGCUGAUGUAAUAAUGAAUUAAGCUAUCACAACAAAUGAUAGGCUAAUACAUAUCAUCAUGUAACUUUAGACAUAUAUUUAUUUUCUUUUUAUUUUAUUUAUGGUUAAGAAAUAAGUUUAAAAUACUUUUUGAAAUAUGUCAAUAGGGUUAAUGGCUAGGUUGUACACUAAUAAAAACUGUGUCCCAAAUUACCAAACAUGCUGUCCCAAAUUACCAAACAUGUUCCUGAAAAUGAGUUUUGUGUCAACUACAACAAAAUGGUGAACCAAGCUUUGUCAAAAUAAUUUCUUCACAUAAAAAAAGCAGACAUCUUGAGGAAUUCAGAAAUAUAUCAUAUGAUGGGUUACCUUUUUAAAUUUAUGACAUUAAGGAGAUCACAAGAUAGAAUUACAUGAAUUCACCCUACCACUCAACUUCACCAGUAGCAGGUGAAUAACGUCACACAACAAUGGCAGCUCCCAUGGAAGCACACAUAAAACAUAAACAGAAAGGCAACAUAAAGUGUAUCUCCAUGUAUUUAAAUGAAAAUAAUUCAUGCUUUCAUACAGUGAAACCUUUUCUGCAUGUAAACUGAUAUAAAACUGUUUUGCCAAUGUUAUUAGAUAGCUGAUUACAGUAAAUAAUCUCUGAAAGUAGGCCUAAUCUUCUGUUCACAAGAGUUAUUCAGUAAAAUGUUAAAAACGCCAGAACAUUUGAAAACAUUAGGAAGUAUAAUCUACAACAUUUAUUGUCUUUUGAGGAUUACCACUUCAGUCUAUUGUUUUCAUUAAAACGGCCAUCAUUUUAAUUAACACCAAGGACAGUGCCGAGGGUGCAACUGGGUGUUCACUUGACAGUUUGUCACAGUCAGUCAUGUCUUUCGUCAGGCACCUGGAACGCUCUGAAACUCGGAUAUUUCCUAAUUCCGAGCAGUCUAGAACACGGCAUGACUUGUAAAGUUACCUCCUAGUAACGACCAAUGAGCUUAGCAUGUGAACACGGAAAUGAAUUGUGAUUGGACUUUUGAAUACGCCUGUCUGGCUCAGCCCUAUGCUGCGUUCCAGGCAACUCGGAACGGGGAAAUGUCCGACCUCCAACUAGAAAAUGUAGCCUAGUAUUGAACGCCACUUGAAAUCGGAUUUCCAACUUGUGAACUCGGAGAAAAAAUAUGUACCCCGAUUUCACGAGUAGCAGCCGAAAUACGUCACACAACAAUGGCAGUUCCCAUGGAAGCACAUAUUGUAAAUGGUAAACCAUAAACUAAAAGGCAACGUAAAGUAUUAAAUUAAAAUAAUACAUAUGCCUACUACUAUCAAAUAGUAAAACUUGUUCUGCAUAUAAAUUGAUGUAGAAAUAGUUUCCCAGUU
This is a messenger RNA of Micropterus salmoides (largemouth bass), 3574 nucleotides long. RefSeq names its product zona pellucida sperm-binding protein 1-like. Lineage: Eukaryota; Metazoa; Chordata; Actinopteri; Centrarchiformes; Centrarchidae. The record is from RefSeq and is a predicted model, not a curated record. Gene Ontology annotation, cellular component: egg coat. Gene Ontology annotation, molecular function: acrosin binding; structural constituent of egg coat. Gene Ontology annotation, biological process: prevention of polyspermy; binding of sperm to zona pellucida.